CUGCGUUGCCAUUUCUAUCCGAUCAUAUUCCUUUACACAUUGAUUAAGAAAUAAUCCAACUGUAGGAACAGGUUUAAUAUACAGGGGUUCAAACAUUUCGGCGCAAGUGCUAGAGUAAACCUGUAUUAUGGGACUGUUUAACAAAUUGAAUUUCAUUUUCUUCUUGUCGUUUUCUUGCAAGCCCAGUAGCGGCCAGUUAAAAAUCCUAAGGCCUGAGAUUAUUAUGGCCUUCAGGCCUGGCUAUUGGGCGCGUCUUAAGAAAAAUAGGUUCACGGGAGCAGACUGAAAACGGCGUCGUACUCUAGUUUCUUCCUUGGAAUAUCAUUUUCCUUAACCCCUAGUCCCCUACAUACAAAACCCAGAGAAAAUUUUGAGAAAAGCUUCCACUUUGAUGGCGUCUGUAUUCUCCAUUAGCUCAAGUAUGCCUCUCAGUGCCCCGAAAUCCUCGGUCAAGGAAUUUCAAUUAAGGAAAGUUCAAGUAGCUCUUGCUAGACUUUCAAGCAAACCUACAGCUGGAACCGCAACCAACCACGUCCUUCUUCUUGCAUCCUUUGGCUCGUAUAGAGAUUUUUCUUCUGUGGGGCGCUGUCAUGGAUAUUUAACUCCCACAGACCAUUUUGGUGAACUUGUUUCUUGUUGUAUGAAUGUAAGUUUGUAUAAUCACAAAGUUAUAAGUGGUUAUUGGGUAGGACCUGAUAUUGAUGAUGGUUGGGGAUUCGUGGAGGCUUUUGUUAAUCAAAUUACUUGAUUUCUUUUUAUGAAUUUUCUUCUGAAUGGUUUGCAUCA
This is a messenger RNA of Ricinus communis (castor bean), 786 nucleotides long. RefSeq lists its product as uncharacterized. Bases 392 to 748 code for a protein of 118 amino acids. The transcript is spliced from 3 exons. Lineage: Eukaryota; Viridiplantae; Streptophyta; Magnoliopsida; Malpighiales; Euphorbiaceae. The record is from RefSeq and is a predicted model, not a curated record.